Molecule: messenger RNA, 387 nt
Organism: Desarmillaria tabescens
Lineage: Eukaryota; Fungi; Basidiomycota; Agaricomycetes; Agaricales; Physalacriaceae
Exons: 8
Coding region: 1-387 (128 amino acids)
Source: RefSeq, a predicted model, not a curated record
AUGGAUUUGGAUAUAUCUAUCCGUGGGGUUGUACAUUGUAUCUCUGACCAAAGCGCAGCUAUAACAUGGUCAUUGAUCUCAUGGGACUAUCUUAUAACCAUCGAUGAUGAGGUCACUCUCUUUUGGUUUUCAAGAAGGUCGUGGAUCAAAUUUUUAUUCUUUACUACGAAGUACUUGGAGAUAAAAUGCGGAAAAGUGACAUUGCAGCUCCUUGUCAUCGAAAGUAUCCUUAUCCUCAGAAUCUGGGCAAUGAUGGGCAAGCAGCAGUGCACCUCUUAUGGAUUUUCUUUAGCCUGUUCACCUGCAGCACAAUACCGACUGCAAUAUAUGAGGCUAUUAUCUUCAUCACUGCAGCAUGUUAUGGAAUCAGGCAAUCAGGAGGUCUAA